UAAUAAACUAGUUUUAUUUACCUACAUUUUUUUCAAAAUUGUUGCGCCAUUUAAAAUUAAAUUUUUAUUCUCUUAAUUCCUGUAAAUUCUAAGAACGGAACUAUCAGCAUAUACUUACUAUAACAAUGAGUGAACAAGAGGCUGGUCAGGACACUGGAGAACAGAGACGUUUCCUCUGUGGAAAUGCGAAUUGCCAAUGCACAAAAUGCGAAUGCUCUAAGGACUGUUGCAAAUGCGGCAAAAAUGACACAAAAGGAGAAAAGGGCCAAAAAUGUUGUGAUGGAAAAUGCCACUGUUGCGACAAGGGAUGUUGCAAUUGUUGUAAGAAAUGCCGCGAUGAAAAAGGAUGCACGCCUGGUAAAGAAUGCGUGAAAUGUCCAGGAUGUGAUUGUUGUAAAAAGCAAGAGAAAUGAUUUCGAGAAAACCUGGAUACAAGCAUUUAAAUUAAAUUAUCAAGUUAACAAUUAUUCCAUAAAUUGUGCAGCUAUUAUUAUGCAUAAGCUUAUUUAUAGC
Molecule: messenger RNA, 513 nt
Organism: Gordionus sp. m RMFG-2023
Lineage: Eukaryota; Metazoa; Nematomorpha; Gordioida; Chordodea; Parachordodidae
Product: metallothionein-like
Exons: 6
Coding region: 126-413 (95 amino acids)
Source: RefSeq, a predicted model, not a curated record